Molecule: messenger RNA, 4953 nt
Organism: Syngnathus acus (greater pipefish)
Lineage: Eukaryota; Metazoa; Chordata; Actinopteri; Syngnathiformes; Syngnathidae
Product: transcription factor Sox-8-like
Exons: 3
Coding region: 2141-3460 (439 amino acids)
Biological process (GO): negative regulation of transcription by RNA polymerase II; morphogenesis of an epithelium; neural crest cell development
Cellular component (GO): nucleus
Molecular function (GO): DNA-binding transcription factor activity, RNA polymerase II-specific; RNA polymerase II cis-regulatory region sequence-specific DNA binding
Source: RefSeq, a predicted model, not a curated record
AUGAGAGGGCGGUGAGACAAGUUUGAAAGAAGGGAGCGCUUGGGGGGGAUGUGUUUGGUUUGGUGGAUGGGAGAUAAUCGAAAACACACGCCCACACUCCUUUGGGACAACUUGGGGACAAGAUACACCACGGGAAGUGUCGUCCUUAGCGUUUUGUGUGGAAAAUUAGCAGAGCCACCGACACUCCCCUCCAAAAAGUAGUCGAGAGCAGUGAGGUCAAUUCCUUUCGUUUUGCUGCAGAUUGAAACCAUGUCUGGGGCGUGGGGGGAUAAGCCGUUGUUUUUUGCGACGUUAUUCAUAUGCACACACGUAGCCUAAACCUAGUAAACACUACCGACUUUCCAGUUUCCUGCAGGGCAGUGCAACAAAGCUAGCAAAGCAAGACAUAAUGCGAUGACGCCGCCUUUUACUGUCGUGUUUUCACGUGUGGCAGAGUUAAAAAACGAGAAUACCAGCAAGUGAUAUUCCAGCCGAGACACUUGAUGUUGAGCAGAUCACAGAUUCCUGGAGUCAAAGCGAGUGAGCCGCUACUAAAACAACUUCCAAAUGCUUGUUGUUCAUCCUUCACAAUUCAAAGGGACAUGUAGAACUAUCAGAGUUGAGAAAUGGCAGAAAAUAAUCUGGAAGCACUUGAGCUCUUUUAUGCUUUGGCUGGCUGAAGGCCAAAAACACACCCUCAUCCAUUCUGGACUAAUUGCUUCUUUCAGUCCACCCCGAUCCUUUCACUACCUGUAGUCCCGCCCACCUCACCGCCGCGCCAAACAGGUUGCAAUAAAACUGGCAAUUGGUCCAGUAAAGCGCUCAUUACGGCAUUUAUGAGACAUUUUGGGCGGGUGAGGGGGUGAAGGGUCAAUAUGAGGCCCUGGCACAUGGCGGCUGUCACUGUGGGUAGCGGCUGUGAUUAAAAUCAUCAUUUGGGUCCUCGACUUGGCUAAGUGGAGAACCUUGAAUAAGCCUCUGUACCGCUCCAAAGCGGGUGAAUGUCCACCACUGAGUUAACUGUGAAAUUCUACAUGAAAAAUGGUGCAAUAUCACACUCUCCAAUUGUUCUUUGUUGUUAUGAUUCUUGCACCAAAUAAAAUGACAAUUUAGGGCCAUUAAUGUUCAUAGAAAUUGAGUAUAAGGGUUGUUGACUAUAACUUUGGCUCAGUUGCACCCACUGGGAUUAAUUGAUGUCCUCAGGCAGUUUAAGUUAGCCGUGGGACUGUAGAUAGACAUGCAGGUAUAUCAUGAGAGCAGCACGGUGUCGCACUGCUAAACAGGAAGUGGCCCACCUCACAGUUCAGAGGUGCAGGAUUCAAUUGCGGAUCUGGCCUUUUAUGUGGGGCUUGCACACUGUCCCCAUGCCGUGCUGACGUGCCUGCGUGCAUGGUAGGCCGCUCCAAACUGCCCGGAGGUGUGAUUGUGUGUGUGAAUGUUUGUUCAUCUAUAAAGUUCAGGGUGUACGCCGUCGAGCGCCCAAAGACUGCUGGAAUAGGCUUCAGAGCGCCCACGACCCUGGUGAGGUCCAGGAGAUGCAUGGAUGGCUAUGUAUUAUUUGUAACUGUCCAUCCAUCCAUUUUCAACCCCGCUUAACCUGUACAGGGUCAGAACCUUUCCCAGCUGACAUCAGACUGCACCCUGAACUGGUCUUUUUUAUUUGAUCACUCAUUGUACAUUUGCAUGAUAUGUCUUCACAUAAAUGACUACAACACGUUCACAUGAAAUUAUACAACUCUGAUAACAUUGCAAGUCAGUUAAAUUGCGGCACAACGCGUGCACUUAAGCAAAACUGCAGAAAAAAAAAAGAAGAGCGGCAAAUUGACCAAAUGAUUGGAACCAGUGGAACGGCUGGGUGCUUGGGGUUGUGCCGGCCAAUCGCAGGCGGAAGGCGGAGUAAGUGACGUGAAAGCUCCAAGUCAAAGUUGUGCAAACGUGAAAUGUGCGGCUCAGCUCACACGGAGCGGAGGAGCUGGUCUCGCGCGGACCGACGCGUUGCAGCUGCCCAUCCCCAUCGCCGUGACAGACAGGCUAGGAUGAAGCAAAUCAAACACUUGCCGCUGCGGAAGAUUGUCGCAAGGGAUUGAACUUUACGCAGCGUCGCGAAAAAGGCGCACGAAUCGCUCACCUCGCUUUGCUUGCAGAAUUUAAGGUGAGAAGAAUGUUGAAAAUGACCGAGGAGCACGACAAGUGCGCGGGCGAGCAACCAUGCAGUCCCGCGGUCACCAGCAGCUCCAUGUCCCAGGACGAGUCUGACUCGGACGCGCCGUCCUCGCCGAUCGGUUCCGACGGCCACGCCGCCUCUUUGCUCGCCGGCUUAGGCAAGAAGUUGGACUCUGAAGACGACGAGCGCUUCCCGGCUUGCAUACGGGACGCCGUGUCGCAGGUCCUCAAGGGAUACGACUGGUCCCUGGUGCCCAUGCCGGUGCGAGGCAACGGCUCCCUGAAGAGCAAGCCGCACGUCAAGAGGCCCAUGAACGCCUUCAUGGUUUGGGCUCAGGCGGCCCGCAGGAAGUUGGCCGACCAGUACCCGCACCUGCACAACGCCGAACUGAGCAAGACGCUUGGCAAACUGUGGCGUUUGCUUUCCGAGAGCGAAAAGAGACCAUUUGUGGAUGAGGCAGAGCGGCUGAGGGUUCAGCACAAGAAGGACCACCCAGACUACAAGUACCAGCCCAGGCGGCGGAAGAACGUCAAGCCGGGCCAGAGUGACUCGGACUCUGGUGCCGAACUGGCCCAGCAUCUUCAUCACCAUCAUCAUCACCACCACAUGUACAAAGCGGAACCGGGGAUGGCUGGACUUGAAGGGGUGGGCGACGGCCACCACCGUCCUGAACAUGCAGGACAGCCUCAUGGCCCACCGACACCACCCACCACCCCGAAAACGGACGCGCACCAUGGCGUCAAGCAGGACUUGAAGAACGAAGGCCGCCGCCUGGCCGAUAGCGGCAGGCAGAACAUCGACUUCAGCAACGUGGACAUCUCGGAGCUGAGCACGGACGUCAUCAGCAACAUGGAGGCCUUUGACGUGCACGAGUUUGACCAGUACCUCCCCUUGAGCGGCCACGCCGCCGCUUCCUGUUCUGCGGAGCAGGCCUCUUACGUCUCCCCCUACAGCGGCAGCUCGGUGUGGAACCGCAAGAACGCCAUGGCGGUUGAGGCAGCGCAGCACCGCCUCCACAUCAAAACCGAGCAGCUGAGCCCGAGCCACUACAGUGAGCGCUCCCCCUCGGACCCAGACUACAGCCCGUACAACAGCCAGGCCUCGACGGCCUCUUUCCCCGCCUCCUCCUGUGACUAUAGCGACCUGCAGAGCUCCAACUACUACAACCCUUACGCCGGCUACCCAUCGGGCCUCUACCAGUACCCGUACUUCCACUCGCAGCGGCGACCCUACGGCAGCCUGGCGGUGGCACCCGCUCACAGCCCCGCCGCCUCUGGCUGGGACCAACCAGUCUACACCACGCUGACCCGCCCUUGAUGGGCGGGACAGACUUAAGCACUACUAACAAAGGAAAAGCAAAAAAGUGCCUGCUGAUUUUCUACAACAUACUCUAUCUUUGCAACACUUGACUUUUGACGCCAAAGGAAACUAUUGGCGGUGCCUCCGUGAGGACGUAUUUUCUUUCUACGGCCUGUAUGUGUGUGUGUGUGUGUGUGUGUGUUUUUUGUUUUGUUUUUAUGGCCUGCACUUAACGAUGAAACACUAGCUUCUUUCACAGAGAUUCCGCAAAACAGCUGCAUUGACGAGGUAAUAGAAAACAUCAGCGUUAAAGUCGCUGUAAAACCAAACAAAUGUCUUCACAGAGAAGAGGGUUGGAGUUAGCAGAAACAACUGAAUGCAAACGUGUUAAACUGAUCACUUGGGAAACAAGUUGUGUCUGCUGAAUUUGUGAAGCCCUGCUAAAAAAUGCAUGCUUUGGGUUUGGAAAAACACCUCAGUUGACUACAAUAUUUCCUCUUCAUGGGAGACACUGGCCUUCAGUAGAGCACUCUAACUAGCUCACUGCAUGCUAUCGUGAUCGAAAUCCUCAAGUGGGGGCCACGGGGUGGUUGCCAAUUCCAGCCACGGCCUGAAAAUUGUGAAAGCAGUUUACCACGACAGAAUGUCUCUGCAGUUCUACCAUACUCCCAAACAAUGCGAACCUACCGUUAAUUUCACGUUUUCAGCGGUUCUCUUAAAAUGUCUCAUGGAUUCACUCUAUUUAAAUGCAAAUGGAAUUGAGCCUCAGCUUUUGGGUUUCACCCUAAUCAGAUGACAAACUUCUUGUGUCAGGGCAGGAGAAGUGAGUGUCCCACCCACCUUUCGGAUUUUCCCCUUCACACAUGCGCCAUUUCUGUCACAACUCUGAAGAUUGCCUUUGUCAAUAUGCACUUGCAUCCUGACUUGAGCAAGCCGUGCACAAAGGGAUGCUGACCAAUUCCAGCCUGAUUAAAUUCCAAACACAAGGAAGUGCAUUUUGAAAUUCCCUCACAUCAAGUCUUAAUGGAAGCAAAAGUGACUAUAAUAUGAAACUUACACUGUAAAAGUCUUAGACUUGUAUAUAUUUAUCUUUUUACUUUCAUUGUUGGUUUCUCUUGUAGCGGGCACACGUGAAUGACUUAUUCCGAUUUUUGCUUUGAUUGAAGAUCUCAUUCCAAUGAAGACAAUUCCAUCGAAAGCAAAGUUCCUCGUUACAAGUGCAACACAACAGGUGUCAGCAAUCUAUGCCUGGCCAAUUGCGAUUGGUCAUGUUAGGGCUUACGAAAAUGGGAUCAAAUAACACCGGCCGCUCUGAGUGAUGCGUCAGCUGGACGACACAUGGAUGUGUGUCCGCGCCAAUUCUAGUUUAAAUUUUCGUUUUGUACAUUAUGUAUAAUUUUGACAAAAAGGGUUGUACAAAUAAUUGAUUAUGAACCCAUUUUUCCAAUCGCACACACUUGCAAAGCUAACCCAUGUGCUGGCUGAUUUUUUUAAUAAAUGACUUGCUCCUA